Messenger RNA from Stylonychia lemnae, 312 nucleotides. NCBI's taxonomy places the organism in Eukaryota, Ciliophora, Spirotrichea, Sporadotrichida, Oxytrichidae. The record is from the annotation of a GenBank genome assembly.
AUGAAUUCCAAAAAUAACAGAGGAGGGACCCCAUCUCAAACAGAUAGAUAAAUUCCUUACAGCCAUCAGAUUAUCAAUCAGCACUUAUAGGAAAAAGGUAUCAUUGAUUUGGUUUACGAGAAUAGGGAUAUUUUCUAAGAUUCAUUCCUUGUAAAAAUAAGUGCAAUAUCCAGGCAGCUCAUCGAAAAAGAAGUAAAGUGCAAUAAAGAGGCCAUCAACUGGUAGAACCUCAGUUUAAAAACUUACUCAAAUGCAAAAUAUAAUUGUUCCUACUUAGUAGAUUCAACCAUUGAUGAAUAAUCUAUUUGCUGA